Misgurnus anguillicaudatus (oriental weatherfish) is the source of this 3719-nucleotide messenger RNA. Lineage: Eukaryota; Metazoa; Chordata; Actinopteri; Cypriniformes; Cobitidae. The record is from RefSeq and is a predicted model, not a curated record.
CGUCUUCUCCAGUACAGCAAGAGGCGCUUCAGCUCUUUAAUCCGCAGAUAAACUCCAGAAAGAAAUGUUGAGACAAUGAUUAUGAGAUGUGCUGUGCUGUAAAUCAGUAGGAACUGAUCUGUCCAUGCUGAUAUACUGAUGAUUUCAUCACAGAAAUCUCUCAGCUGAAGAAAGAGGUGGAGACAAAGCUGAGGUCAAGAGGAGAUUUAACAAUGAAACGAGAGGAUGUGGAUUGUUGUGAAUCUUCAGUGUAUGUGACUGAUGAUGGGAGUCUGGAUUCAGUGUGGAUGAGCAGAGAUCAGAGCCGCACACCACAGACACUGCUGGACUCUAAACUCUCUGAAGAGAAAUCCAGACACACACAGGACUCCGAUCUCAGUCUGACUUUACUCUGUUAUACUGAGUCAAAGCUCACAGACACUCAGGACACUACAGUGUGUUACAGUAAACAGAGCUUACAGGAGGAUCAAACCUCCACAGAGUCUCUGGAUUCUGUCUGUAACGCUGGAGAACAGCAGCAGAUCCUGCAGACCAAACUGAAGAUGUGUUCAGUUAAACUCAUCGACUGCACGAACCUCAUGAUGAUUAAAACUGAACCCACAGAAAUCAAAACUGAACCCACAGAAAUCAAAACUGAACCCACAGAAAUCAAAACUGAACCCACAGAAAUCAAAACUGAACCCACAGAAAUCAAAACUGAACCCACAGAAGAGGAAGAUUGCACUGAUGAAGAUGUUGAUUUUAUUACAUCAGAUGUGAAGAGUGAUUCAUGUUUGGAUAUAGAAAUAACGUCCUCAACAUCAAAAGAGCGACUGACAGCACAAACUCUUUCCUGCAUCACCUGUGAAAAGACAUUCAGCUCACAGAGACAUUUAGAGAGACAUGAGAGAAAACACACAGAACAGAAACUCUUCACCAGAUCUGAGAUCAGCUUUACUACCUUACAAGAGAAGAGACUUCAUUCAGAAGACCACAAAGAGAAGAAGAAGAAGCAGUUUCACUGUGAGCAGUGUGGGAGGAUUUGUGUCUCUUCCUAUAAACUAAAUGUUCACAUGAGGAUACACAGUGAUGAAAAGCCUUUCAACUGCACUGAAUGUGGAAAAUACUUCAGAACAAAAAAAAAUCUUAAAGUUCAUCAGAAAAUUCACACUGAAGAGAAACCUCAUCACUGCAGUGUCUGUGGGAGGAGUUUUAAUCAACAGACUUCAUUACUAAAUCACACGAGACUUCAUACAGGUGAAAAACCUUUCAAAUGCUCUCAGUGUGACAAGACGUUUGGUUGUUCAAGUAACUUAAGAGUUCAUCAGAGAGUUCAUACUGGAGAGAAACCUUAUCACUGUAGUGUCUGUGGGAGGAGUUUUAGUCAACAGACUACAUUACUAAAUCACAAGAGAGUUCAUACAGGUGAAAAACCUUUCAAAUGCUCUCAGUGUGACAAGACGUUUGCUUGUUCAAGUAACUUAAAAGCCCAUCAGAGAAUUCAUACUGGAGAGAAAUCUUAACACUGUAAUGUUUUUGGGAAAAGUUCAUCAACAGUCAAACUUUGAGCUUUAAGCACCAGUGACCUUAAUAAGGUUAUGACACCUUUAAAUAUUGUUAAAACUUAAUAGUAAAAAAAGAACAAAUAUUCUAAUUAUGAGCAAUAUUGCAGAUAAAUAGAACAGAACAAACAAACAAUUGAAAUAAAACUGCUGCUUAUGUUUUUAUAUUAAUCUAACAGUACUGUAUUAUGGAGGACUAAAAAUGACUUAAAGGUCCCAUAUUUGAAAGUUUUAUUUUAGGUUAUGAUGUCCUUAUGUUAUUUUUUUACUCACUUUCAUGUUGUUUGUAACAGUUACAAACCUGUAUAAAUUUCUUUGUUCUAAUGAACACAACGAAACGAUUUUGAGGAAAGUUUGAAAUCAAGCUAUUUGUGAUCCCCAUUCGCUUCCAUAAUAAAAAAAAAACAUUUCUAUGAAAGUGUUGUUUUUUGUUGUUUAUGAGUGAAAUACACAUUUGAAAUAACGUUACUCAUGGAGGUAAACUAAAUGUUAGUUUCUGUACUCUAAAUGGGCCGGUGUCUGUAACUUAAAAAAAAAAGUUUGAUUUCCAACAGAUAUUUUAUCUAAACUUGUGGCUACCAACGACUUUAGCAUUACAAAACAACCCGUUAGCAUCACAUAUUCAUUAACAAUAUAUAAUUUCAGUUUUCUCUGGCUUAAUAAUGUAACUUAAAAAGAAGGCUGCAUGAUAAAUCGCAUGGGAUUGUCUCGCGCAUCUCGUCAGUAAAGCGGCAGCCGGUUCAGAAAGCAGGGGCCUCAUUUAUAAAGCGUGCGUAUGCACAGAUUUGAUCGUAAAGUGUGCGUACCCAAAAAUCCAUGGCAAAGUCCAUAUUUAUAAAAACUGUCUUUGACAUGGAAAUGUGCUUGGCGCCACGUCAGGGUCUGAGCAGACGUACACACUUUUGCUUGUCCGAUUGCUGCAGGUUUUUGGAAAAUAAGCCAUUCUUGCUGCUUGAAAUUGGGUUUAAACAUUGACAAGGGCUCUUUUAUAUGUCUGACAUUAAUUACGCAUUAUUUAAAGGCAAAGAUCUGAAACUGCUCGGCUGCGCGCACAAGUUCAACUUCAUUUGCGAUUUAUAGAUUUGAAAGGGGUACGCUCGUUUUCUGCGUGUACGUUCGGUUUAUGAAUCACACGUACGCAUUUUUAUUAAAUGAUUGUAAGAUCAAAUGUAGGCUGCGUCCGAAAACUCUAAAAUGCUGCCUUCUGAGGCAGCUUUCCAGGGCAGCAAGGCAUCAAGGCAUGUCCGAAUUCAAUGUUUGGUUUACUUCCUGUCUCCUGAGAUACCUAUGCGUGGACGUACAUUAAGAAUGUGAUUGGUCGAGUCCGGUCGAGUUCGAAAAAAUAAAAUGGCGGCCAAGGACGCGACUGGACCACCAAUUUAGUGUAAAUAAAAGUAUAUUUUCACUUUUUACACCUUUUAAUUGCAUUUCUAGCGAGAAAUUAGUAUUCAAAUAUGUGAUUAGUUAUCACAAAGGCGCUCUCUGUUUAAAUUUCAAACAUGCUGCCUAGAAGUGUGUCUGAUAGUCUUUCUCUGAGCUACCUUCAUGCCUCCGAAGUCAUUUUCUCAUGAGGCAGCGAGGCAACGAGUCACUGCCUUGAGUUUUCGGACGCAGCAGUAGGAUGGUUUUUAUGCAGCAUUUUAUAAAUGAGGCCCCAGGUGAUGGCGCUUUACUAUUAAUCUAUGGCAGGUUAUCCAUAUGGCGGAUAAAAUGUGCAAAUAAACGUCCAAUUGACAAAUGGCUAAUCGAACGUUUGACCAAACGUCUUGAAAUUUUAGUGCCUAGCAGCAUGUGCAACCCAUGACGAUAUGACAUGACGUCAUCGUCUUAAAAGUAGCUGGGUUUUUAUGAGGUAAUGUGCCAAGCUAUUAAACAGCGUGUGUGUCCGGAAGCAAAUUAACUGUUCAGAACUAUAUAGAGUAGUAUUAAUUUGUGUUGUUUUUCAUAUUUUAUUUACACAUUUAUUAUUUAUAUAACACAUUUGUCUCUUUUAUAAACUCUUUUGUUAUGUGUCAAACUUGUUUAUUGUAUAUUGUGUGCUAUGUGAUUUUACAAAUAGGUUUAAAGUCUUAAUGUCUUGGGACCAUAAUGUCAUUAAUUGUCAAUUAACUUUGCUUGGUAUUAAAAACACUGAGAAAGGAACUGUUCAGAUAAUAAAUGCUUUGUUCAUUUUUACAA